AUGAAUGCAAAAGUAUCACUUUCACAUACAUCGAUUAUUGAACAAGUGUUUCGUCAAACAAUGAUUAUUAUUCAACUAAGGAUUGCUGAAGCUCAAUAUGAACCAUCAAGAUUAGUACAAAAAUUUUUUAUCGAAAAUGAAAACAUAUCAUUAAUUUUAAUAUUCAAGCGAAAAUUUUUUGAAAAUGGUCAAUGGAUUUUAAUAGCUCUUUGUAUGACACAAACUGAUACUGUUGGAGGAGCUUUUAUAACGAUGAAAAUAAGACUUAUUGAAAUUCUUUUAGGUGCAAUGUGGUCACAUAUAGCAUAUUUAUUAGUACAUGAUAAUAUAUUUGCAACAUUUUUUAUAUUAAUCCCAUGGAUAUUUUUAUUUGGUUAUUUAAGAUUAUUUCCAAAAUUGAAUUAUACAUCAGCUGUAGCUAGAUUUACGUUUAUUAUAUUCAUACAUGAAUGUCUAUUACCGCUAAUAGUUAUUAAGAGGCAGCCAUCUCUUCAGCCUUAA
Messenger RNA from Rotaria sp. Silwood1, 501 nucleotides. The record is from the annotation of a GenBank genome assembly. Lineage: Eukaryota; Metazoa; Rotifera; Eurotatoria; Philodinida; Philodinidae.